Soboliphyme baturini is the source of this 978-nucleotide messenger RNA. The record is from the annotation of a GenBank genome assembly. Lineage: Eukaryota; Metazoa; Nematoda; Enoplea; Dioctophymatida; Soboliphymatidae.
AUGCUCUAUGUACCACCAGGGAUCCGAAGAGGAGACCCGGAUGUUGCGUAUGCGCAGUUCUUAAAAAUGCACAAGUGUUACGACGUGAUGCCAAAAAAUUCCAAGUUGGUCGUUCUGAAUACGGCUUUGCCGGUAAAAAAGGCCCUCUACGCCCUUAUCUAUAGUGGCGUGCGAUCAGCGAUGUUGUACGAUGACUCGGACCGCAGUUUAUGCGGUCAUUUGACGAUCAGUGAUUUCAUCAACAUCUUGCUCAAGUAUUAUGAUAGAAGUCCGGAGGAGUUGAGCACGUUGCUGUCCAACCAAGUGAUCUCGCAGUGGAGGGAAAUCCUGAAAUCAGAAGAUCGACUGAAGGUGUUCAGAAAGGUCGGUGCUAACCAGAGCCUUUAUGACGCGUUCAUCGUUUUGCUGGAGACCAGUUAUCAUCGCAUACCUGUUCUUGACGAAACAUCCGGCAACCCGCUGCAUUUUUUGACACACAAGCGGCUGCUGCAGUAUUUAUAUUUAUAUAUGAACGAUUUGCCGAAGCCAAGUUAUCUGUACGAAGGUGUUCGCUUUCUGAACAUCGGCACUUACGAGAGCGUGCUGUACGUGCACCCGAACACAAAGUUGAUUGAUUGCUUGGCACGUUUGAGUGAGAAGCCGAUCUCAGCGGUGCCCGUCGUUGAAAGUGAUGGCACCGUGGUUGACGUUUACGCACGAUUCGAUGCAAUCCAGAUUGCCGCCGAGGGAUCCUUCACAGUCCUUAGCAGGACGGUUCGUGAGGCGCUGCAAAGCAGGAAGAACGCCAAGUGGUUUUCCGGCGUGGUCACUUGCGUGGAGUCGGAUACACUUUUGUUCGUUAUCGAGAAGCUGGUUGUCGCUGAGGUUCACAGCCUCAUCGUAUUAAACGAUGAGAACCAUCUUUCCGGUAUCAUUACGGUGUCGGAUGUUCUUCGAUAUAUCAUAAUGAAACCCCAACGUGGCAUCAUGAAGCAAUGA